ACCGGUGCCUUCUGUAUCAGGAAUUUUGCUAUCUCUGUGUUUCCUUAAAAUAUGCGGUUAAGAAUCAUUCAGAGCCAUAGCCGCAAACAGCACGGGGUAAGUGACACACUGAGGUAUAUCAUUCUGGGGUGGUCUUACUUUAAUGGUUUUUCAUCACAGCUUUAUAGACCUGCGUUCAUCUGCCACCUAGAUGAAAUUUGCGGGUGUGCGUUGUGCAUUUUCUCUUUGGGUCUAUAAUGAGGAAUUACCCUGAGAGAUCCAUGCACGUGUGGAUAUUAGGUUAAUUGUAAAAUAGAUAAAUAUCUUUGGUUAAUUAGAAUUAGAUGUGAAUAUUAGGUUAAAUAGUAAUUAGAUGUGCGUAUUAUCGCUGGUUGGCUUAAAACGGCGAGUGUGGUAUGGUGGAUUGUCUAUGGUUAUUCCUAUCUUGUUAUCCGAAGAUCUCUGUGACUCUGCAAUGGAAAAAUAAGAUCUAGAAAAUGGAUAGAUGUAUAGAUUAUGGGCUUGGUAUCCUGGCACAAUGACUGGGCACAACAGGGCCAGCAGGCUCGAUACAGGGGGUCCAUCUGAGACAAACCAGUGAAGAAUGUGGCCGUACGGUUUCAACUCUGGGCAGUUACAGAGCAGAGACAAGCCACAGUGAUGUCCACCUUUCCAUUUUAAGAAGCGACUCUUUCUAGUUCAGGAUCACGACAAUGGGGUCUGUCCAGUUAGACCAGGUGCUAACCCUGGAUAGGUUACCUGUCCAUCACAUGAAUAAGUUCCUCAGUCACAUUCACUCAUGCCAGGUCCAUUUAGAUUGUUCAGUCAACCUAUAUGCAUGCUUUAGGACUUUGAAAACAAACCAAAUUAACAAAAAUAUGCAUAAAUAAGUCACUAGGUCGUAGGUGAGAAUGUUAUAAGUCCUCCUUAAGAUUGACUGGAAAUUUUCCCCCAGGUCCCAUUUUGUUAUUCAACUUUAGCAUUAUCAGAACACAAAAAAACUCUUUAUCCAUUUUUGAUUUAUCAUAAACAAAUGUGGUGUUUUACAACAUUCAGAUGGUAGAAUUUUGAAUAAUUGCUUUUUAGAUAAAGAUUGUUUUGUUAAACGAGAUUUUUUUCCUCACUUGACUCGAAAGGAGCAGGUAUUCAAGAAAGAGAAAAUCGUUCAUCUGCGGUGAUCGAUAUGGAUGAAAAAACCGCAGGCUAUUUCCAGACAUUUUUAAGGCAACGCUCAAAGACGUCUAAAACCAUCUUGGGAAUCAUUUCCACGCCGCUAAUCAGGCCGAUUAAAAGAAAGCCUGAGCCUGUCACUCGCUUUCAGGAAAGAACGGUUGUAUAUUUGAGUAAACCAGAAGUAUCGGGGGUCCAAAGCAAAGUGGUUGAAUCAGUAAUGCAUACGGCCACCGUGUCUGCUGAAACUGUUAGUUCCAACGAGAAAACGUUUUCAUUUUACAACAAAAACGGCAGUGAAAAAAACGAUAGUGCUUCAAUCCAAAAUCGCAAGAACAAGCCACUUUCUUUUUUCUGGCUUAUAAAAGAUGGGAACGAGAAUGCAACGAUCAACCUGACCGAGAUGGCGGAGUAUGGAUCUGGCGCUUUGCCUUUGAUGUACGACACUGACCUAAGGGAAGGCUUCUUCAGCGGCAUGGAGCUUUCAUCCAGUUUCCCCUUUUACGACUUUGAGCCGUCAUACUCAAUAUAUGAAAACCUAAGCGUACUCGGCCUAAAUAUUUCUGAAAAUCAGACACUACAGAAUCCACCAAAUGAAAACCUGGAGUUACGCUCUGCUGUUGCCAGAGAUUCACAUCAGUUACUUUCAAUUUUAUUUUUUAAACCCCAAGUUGAAACAACACCCUUCAGUUUCAUGAAAACGUCUGCCUCCGAUUCUGAAAGUCUAACCUCAUCACCAGAAUGGAUUAGGAAAUCAUCAACAGCUUAUCACAGCAGCUUGCAGACUCCUGGGUUUUUCAGUCCCUCUUAUGGGACUUUGCUUUCUGGUUUCCACAUUCACCCGACUUCAGCUUUUUCUACUGUUGAAACCAGCCGUCCUAUAGCACCCCGUGAUGACCAUACACCGGACCCUGCGUUGCUCCUUUUUGUACAAAACCACCCCAUCAAAGAAAGUCUGAAAUUACAGAUCUCUUCGGUGAUGUACCCAAUUCAUAAUUUCAUUUCUAGCACUGACCUGACCGUGUUUGCUUUAUCUGCAUUUAAUGACAAAUCUGUUCACAUAGACAAUAUACCAUUCAUACAGUCAACCCCAGUGUUACCUUCCCAAACGUUCACAGUAAAGGAUGGUAAAGACACCUUUACUAAGAAAUCUAAAUCCAAGAUACUAGUAUCAGAAUCACUGGGUCCAAAUACACAAUCCUUUCACUCUCAUAUUUCCAACAUUUUACCAUCAAUAUGGCAUAAGAGUGAAUUUUACGAACCAGUGAACAAUGGCAGGUCAUCUUCUGUGGUGCCCCAUGAGUUAACAAUGACUGAGAAUAUCGAGAAUCUUCCUGAUGAAUUGUUCUCUUCCCCAGAACAAGAUUUCACAUUAGUUACGAUGAAUUCUCACACUCCAAGUCAUGCACGUGAAAUUAAGAGUAACGAAGGAUAUAAGGUAGAACAAUCAUCGAGUCUAUCCGACUCGGAGUUAUCAAAUAUCCACCAGUUUUCAAAGACUUUGGAGAAUCCAUUCUUCUCAAAUAAGGAUUUUUCACUUUUGGUUGGGCUAGAUCUUUUAUCCCCAUCCGUUGCAGUGCCUGUUCCAAGAAAUAAAUCUAGCCUUUCAACUAAUAGCACAGAAUUAAACAUAAAUACACUGGUUUUAGGUACACCUCUUCAAUUCCCUAAAGAUAUUGAGAAGGUAUUUACGCCUGAUUACAACUAUUCACGUUUUCCACCAACCUUUCAUGAAGAAUUAAAGACUCUGGAGAAAAAUGUCUCAAAGCCAUUGUGGCAACAAAUCGAAGAUAUCUCCACUUCUCUGAGAGAUGAUCCUUUCCAUGCCAUAGACGAAGUGCCCACAGACCUGUAUAACGUGACUAACGUUCUGUAUGAUCGAUACAGAAUCACUAGUGGGUCAAUGUCUGGGAUGGAUAAUAUAAAUCUGGCCUUCCCUUCUUCCAAGCAAAUGUUAACUGAGGGCAUUCACAAAGGGACAGCGGACUCCAAACAUACUGAGUCACUGGAAAACAAUAGUAAUUUUUCCCAAUUGAGGUCUUCCUUGCUAAUAACCAAAACUUCUAAGGUGUAUUUAGAACCCAGUGAGGCCUAUGAUUUGCCUUUCGAUAUCCCUCCAAUGUCCUCUGCUAUAUUUAUGUCUCAUUCUGGAAGUUAUAUGUUGGAAGAUGAUUAUUCCCUGAAAAUUCAGAACAGUGAUCAUUUCCAAGAACCCAGUUUAGUAUUCACCUCCCCCACACCUCCUCUAUCACUAAUGUUCUCUAAGCCUUCUACCGAUCUCCACAGAUCAACUGUGGUAUCACAGUCUAUGGGGACAACUUACGAAUCUGAGGUAGAACAUAAAAGUGAUGGAUUUGGUACCUCCCAAACUCAAGAAGAGCUUUCACAUGAAAUUCUAAUGGCACUGGCCGCUACUAGUAUAACAUUUCAUUCAGAACCACAAGAUUCUAAUGGCGUCAACAGGUCUUUUUCUUCAGAAGGUGAAGAUUCGUGGACAUAUUUUGUUCAUAAUACAAGUAGUGAAAAUCAAACUAGCACUCUAAAGCCAUUUUCCGCUCAGCCUGCUAUGCAAAACGGCAGUGCAAAUGUGGAGAUAAUCAGUGGAGAUGACAACCUACAGUUUUGGGAUGAUGGCGGCAGCCAACCUAUCAUCUUCACCGAGGUGGAGAAUACGACACCUUCAGACUUAAUCUUGGAUCCUCCUGCAAGAGAAUCAAAUGCACUGAUAACACUCUCUGGAGCUACUAGCAAUACUUUGAACACUGGAAUUUAUGAGUUUACCACCAGCGACAACUGGAUCAGCACUAAACACGAUCAUUUUACACUGUGCCCAUGUCAAAAUGAAAGCGAUAUUGUGUGCGAUUGUGGACCUAAAACCGACAAAAAUGGAUUGUACUACCGGAUUUCAUUUGUUAUUUAUGAUAACCAACAUCUAGCUAAUGAGCAGGACGUGGAAAAUGCAGUCGCUGCCUGGCUGAACCAGACAUUUGAAAACUGGACGCAUACAGUUUACGUAGCCAAUGUGAGCAUUCAACCUCAGAGUACAUCAAGAAGUAAAAGAAGUACUGCAAGUUACAUCUGCAAUGUCCUACUCAUUCAAAUAUACAAGAAUGAUACCGUUUUACUAGAGACAACAAUCCAGAUACGAAUAAUGAAUAAUAAAGAGUCGUUACGACAAGAUUUAAAAGUCGACCAGUUAUCUGUGAUUCAAAUUGAAAACUGCAAGAAAGAAGAAUAUCCUCCAUCUUACAAGUGGCCUGAAAGCAGGCCUACAGUAGUUCAAUACCUGCCGUGCUUUCAUAACAAAUCUCAAAAUGCAUCACGGACCUGCUUGCUGAAUCUGAUGAAUUAUACAUCCUUUUGGGGUCCAAUGGAACUGAGUAACUGCAUAAGUGGUGACAUUGACAGUCUCUCUGUCUCAGCUGAAAAUGCGGCCGAAAUUGCCACUCAACUCAAAGACAUAACGAAUAAUGAGCUGACCACUGAUCAAGUAAACAAAAUUGUCAGCAAGCUCAAGGAGUUAAUCAGUGUAGCACAGAUCAACGAGUCUUUGGCGACCACCGUGGUGGAAGUGUUUUCCAAUGUUCUGAGUAGCCCUGAUGAAGCUUUAGCGCAUUCGUCAGAUGUAGCCCUAAAAACAGUGGACGAAUUAGCAAUGAAAAUUCUUUUCACUGGCCCAUCCAUCGCCAUCACAUCCAAAAAUCUUGCAUUGGGAAUUUCAGCUCUGAAUCAAAGCACUUUCAAUGGGACAGCUUUCUCUGCAGGGUCUCCUAUGAGGUCUGAUGAACUCCAGGUCAAUUUUGAGAGAGACCACCAGAAUGCACUGGCAGAAGUUGUCCUCCCUCCAAGUUUACUGCUUAAUAUGAACGAAGGCCUACUUGAUACCAUUUCCCGAAUUCAGUUUGCUUUCUUUACCAAAACAGGACUUUUUCAGGACCAGAAUAAAAACAAGUUAUCAUUAGUGGUAGCGACGAGUGUUGGAAAUGUUUCCAUUAAGAAUCUUAAAGAUCCUGUCAUGAUUGUCAUUCAACAUACGCAAAAGCAGAUAAAUUCAACCUUCAAACCGUUUUGCGUUUUCUGGGACUUCAAAGCCAAUGAUGGCAGUGGAGGGUGGAAUGGUGAUGGCUGCAGAGUGGGCCCUGAAUCGAAUGGAAACAGCACGGUGUGCUUAUGUGACCAUCUCACGCAUUUUGGGGUGUUAAUGGAUAUUUCAGGAGCUGCCCCUCAGAUUGAUGCACGGAACACAAAGAUUUUGACGUUCAUCUCUUACAUUGGCUGUGGCAUUUCCGCAAUUUUCUCAGCUGCCACCCUACUGACUUACUUGGCUUUUGAAAAACUACGUCGGGACUAUCCAUCCAAGAUUCUGAUGAACCUCAGCACAGCCCUCCUGUUCCUCAACAUGUUCUUCUUAUUAGAUGGCUGGCUGGCUUCCUUCAGGAUCGAUGGUUUUUGCAUAGCAGUGGCGGCUUUCCUCCACUUUUUCCUCUUGACGUCUUUCACGUGGAUGGGACUUGAAGCCGUGCACAUGUACAUUGCGUUGGUCAAAGUCUUUAACACAUACAUCAGGAGAUACAUCCUCAAGUUCUGCAUUGUUGGCUGGGGUCUACCUGCCAUUACAGUUACUAUUGUCGUUGCAAUUGACCGAAACUUUUAUGGAAAGCAGUUUUAUGGCAAAGAUGAAAAUACAGGAGAAUAUUCUGAGUUCUGCUGGAUUAAAAGCAAAGUCGUCUUCUACAUCACCUGCGUCGCCUACUUUGGAAUCGUUUUCCUGCUGAAUGUUGCCAUGUUUAUCGUGGUGAUGGUUCAGAUUUGCGGAAGGAACGGGAAGAGAACCAACCGCACGAUGAGGGAGGAAGUUCUGCGCAACCUCCGGAGUGUCGUCAGCUUGACGUUCUUGCUGGGGAUGACUUGGGGCUUUGCAUUUUUUGCCUGGGGCCCGGUCCACCUCGCUUUUACUUACCUUUUCGCAAUUUUCAACUCCCUGCAAGGUUUAUUUAUAUUCAUAUUUCACUGUGCGCUGAAAGAGAACGUUCAGAAGCAAUGGAGGAGAUAUCUUUGCUGUGGCAGAUUCCGUCUGGCAGAAAAUUCAGACUGGAGUAAAACAGCCACCAAUACAAAGAAAGUCAGUUCUGAUAAUUUGGGAAAAUCGUUAUCGUCCAGCUCCUUUGGAUCCUCUUCAGCCAACUGGCAGGCCAAAUCCAGCUUCAACCCCUUUGCCAGGCGAAAGGGUAAGACAGAUGAUAUCGUCUACAGUAAAUGCUACCAAAAUUCAGAAGUGGAACCUUUAUAAAGGGCUGCUUUGAGAGGGCCUGACCAAGGUGAGCGGUUGAAGCCAGGAGUUGUGACUACGUUGUUGAGACCACCAAAGAAGAAACAUGAUCCCACCACUUUGUAAUUUGGAAUAAGGAUAAGCUCACUGGACUGAUUAUGUUGCUCUUGCACCAUGUCUGUCUACAUUAUGCUGAUAAAUACAACCGUGCUUACCAGGUUUCUGAAUGCCAUGGAGAAAAACUGUCACCAGGACUCAGUGGGCAAGACUCUUGAACUUUCUGUUUCAUAUUUUUCAUUUUGGAGAAACGUAGGGAAUUUAUGAGGAUGCACCUGCAGGACUGACCUGGAUAUGAGUUAUGGAGGAAAUGUUUCCAUGGAACAUCACAGAUUGCACUAUUCUUUCUAAACAUGGGACUUUGUGCCAGUCAUACUUUGUUGGAUUGGGUUGCAGAGGAAUAUUCACAAAAUGGUUGUAUGCUCAUUUGUUUCCUAUAAGGCAGCUAUUUGCCAGUAUAGCCAUCAUGGACACUGUGAUGAGAGAGAUGGAUGAAGGGCCGUCUGAUUUUAGGGACUACCAGCAAUAAUGCAGCGUUCCACUAAAUGAACCUGAAAAGAAACUCUUGCUGAGGUCCUACAACUGUCGUCCUAGCUGGAAAGAGCAAGCGUAUGAAGAUAAAUUGGAACAUUAGCAGCAAGAAUUAAACUGUAACCAGGUGAAUCUGGCGGGGCGUCAAAUAGAGAAAUAAAAAGCCUUAUCUUCCUGAAAUAUGCACAUUAUUUAUUCUUAGGAAGACCAAAAUGUUGUGGAGCAGAUGUGGACCAAAUAUGGACUAAAUACUGCAUGUAAAUGUUUUAACAUGAAGUACUAAAUUAUGCCAACGCGUAAAAUGUAUUCGUGAUUGAAUUUCACAUCAUCAAAUGUAUCCAGUUUCACAACACACUGUAAAUGGUCAUCAGUUUUAUAUUCCAGUUUCAACUGGAAGUCUGGAUGGAUGGUCAACUGACAAUAAUAUUUUGUUCACUUUGGGGUCAAUAAUUCUGAAUACAGAAGGAGAUUGCUGUAUGAGAAACAAAAUUUGGGUUUGAUACAACUAUAAAUUGAAAAUGAGAGGAUCUCAAUGCUUGCUGCUGGGAAUGGCACCCUAAAAUAUGUGGGUGUCCAGUCUUAUCUCAGACAGGAUCGCCUGAAAGUGUAUCUUCUCCUGAAGGUUCCAGUGAGAGUAAUAAAGCCUAGCCACACCGUUAAACAGGUAGUGGAACUGACUGCAAAAUAUUUAGAGAAUCACUAGAUUGAUUAAUACGAUAGUGACUUUAAUAUGGUGUGUUUAUUUGAAGAUGUCCAUGUGUCAGAUCUUUGCAAAAGUUUUGAAGCCUUUUUUUUUAUUAUUGAAAUUGAAUUAAAUGCUAGCGAGGAAUCACAGGAUGCCUCCAGUGGAUCAGUCUUGGGAACUAUAAAAGAGAUUCCAGCCUUAUAGACAUGGCAGAUCAAUUCACAUUUGCAGUGGUUCUUCCAGCCCCAUUUACUGAACAUUAGAAGUGCCGUGGACAUUUAACGGAGUUGGGUGUAGUUUAUCAGACCAUGAAGGACAGUUCAUUUCAUAUCUGUGGAAAGUAUUUUGCUGUAGUGGAUAUUAUCAUUAGUACAGAAGAACAACUAAGAAACUAUCAUAAUAUGGAACUUUAUCUUGACUGUUUUGCCACCCUAAAUUAUUUCACAGGACUAUCCCAUGUUGUACAAUUUCAAUUUCUACCAUAAACACCAAUGAGAAUUCUUUCUACUUUCAGAUGACCAUUAACCAGUCAUACUGAACUUGGUGGUACCGUUAUAAACAUUAAACGAACAUGCUGCCCAAAAAUGAUAUGUUUUUAAUAUAUUACUUACUCCACAUAUUUUGUACUGACAGCUGAGAGAAAUUUUCAAUCCUGUGUUUUCAUGAAUGAUGGAGAUGAAAACUUUAUGCUAUUAUACAAUACAGUACAACAAUAAACAAUGUAAAAAACAUCCAUGGAGAAAAGGAAAAACAAAAGAUCUCACGUUACUUGGGUUGUACAAUCCACAAGUCUGAUAUCCAGUUGUGUGCUUAAAAUGUGCAAAACACUUUUUUUUUUUUGCUAAAAUCUAAAAUAGAUUCUUCCGGAAUAAUCAGCCCAACUCAUAAACCGUCUUCGACUCUUAACAAAAUGAGUGAGAGUGGACAGGCAGAUGUUCAAUUCAAAAAGGUAUUCCUAGAUGACUUGUGCUUCCUGUUUAUAAUGUUUAAACAAUCCGUGUCUUUACAUGCACUUUAAUAACCCGGUUAUUCAAAGAAUCCUGGUUUCAAAAAUUCCAUGUGUACGCUUAUUCUGGUUAGAGAAACAAGAAUAUCUGUCUCUGAAAAACCAGGUUAACACAUGUAGACUUCUCCACGAGUACCCUGGUUAAGUGGCCAUAUAAUCCUAUAACUGGUUUGUAUUUCAGAAUUUUUGUAGACUGUACAUUGUUCUCUAUUAGCCUGCACAUUUUUUUUUUGCUUCACACCCACGUAUCCAGCUCUCGUGUGUGGAAAAUGGUGGAAGAAUCCACAAAGAUACAUUUCCUGAGAGAAAUGCAAUGGCAAUCGCACUAGUCCUUCUUUGGGCUGAAAUACUCUGCCUCAAUAUUUUAGAAAUUGCUAAAAUUAUGUUGAUGAGCCAAACGUACGGUGCUCAUCUCAGCGGCACAAUUUCAGGAGACACAGGCUCCAUGCUUGUUUUCGAACUCACGGUGGCCAUUGAUGAAGUUUAAUCUUUUUUGUUUUUUAGCACAAAGGAAAACUCCAUAAAAGGACUUGCACAUGUAAAGGGAGAUUUUAAAGAAACCAGGUUUCCUGCCUUAACUGGGUUACUUACCGUCUUCUUCUUCCUCCUCUUUAUCUUUUCCCACUUCUAUGUGGGAUCGAUGUGUUUGGCCAACUUCCUCCAUACAGCAUGGUCCCACACACACUCCUCCCUAGUGAGGCUCUUUUCCUUCAGAUCUUCCUGUACUCCGCUUAGGCCUCCCUCACUUUCUCUUCUCCUGGACUUCCAUUCCCAUCAUUCUUUUGCCCACACAUUCUAUGUCUCUCCUCAUUACAUGUCCAUACCACUUGAGUCUACUUUCCUGUCCUUUCUUAGAUAUCCGUCCCACUUUUAUGGUACCUCUGAUUGUCUCAUUUCUUAUUCUGUCUUUUUUCUGUCCACACAUCCAUCUCAACCUUCUCAUUUCAGCCACAUCCAAUGUCUUCUCCUGUACUCUCUUUACUGCUCAUGUCUCAGCUCCAUACAUUGUUCAUGGUGUUACCUUCUUCUUUUUUCUCUUCAUCUUUUCCUUCUUCUGUAUUGAGUCGAUGUGCUUGAGCAACCUUUCCCGUACACCUCAGUCCUGCACUUCCUCAUCAUUCAGGCCCUUUUCCUUCAGAUCUUCCUUUAUUUUUUUUUCAUCCACCUCAACUUUGUCCUCCCUGGCUUUCUCUUCCCCUGGACUUCCAUUCCCAUCAUUCUUUUGCCCACAUAUUCAUUGUCUCUCCUCAUCACAGAUCCACACCACUUCAGCCUGCUUUUCUGUCCUUUCUUAGAUAUCUCACCCACUUUUGUUAUACCUGUGAUUGGCUCAUUUAUUAUUCCAUCCACACAACCGUCAUGACAUUUUUAUUUUUUCCACAUCCGACUUCUUCUCCUGCGCUCCCUUUACUGCCCUUGUUUCAGCUCCACGACUUACGACUAGCAAAAAAGAGAUUUGUUUUUUUAUGUUGUUAGCAUACGACUGGCUGACUUGACUUUUUUGUAGAUUAUACACAAUUAACAUGAGAUUUUUUCAUGAAUUUUUUAAUAGUAUUGGUAUGCUAAUGAACUAGCCAAAAGAUUUGGAAUAGCAAACUGGGAGAAAAGAUUUUGUCAGAACCAGAAAAAGGACACAAAACCGAGAGGUCAACCACACCAUUGCAAAUAUACAAAAUACGAGACAAAAAUCGAGGUUGAAAAAAAUAAGGACAAGGAUUAAAGAACCGGAGUAUUCAAAAGUUAGGGAAGGCGUUGGUCACCCAUAAAACAUGAGCUUUAAAAUGUUUUGGCUACAAAGCACUUGGGUAAGUACCAUAAAAAAAUAUGAUUUUUAGAUGUAGUGUUCCUUUCUAUUAUUUGGAAUUCGUCACAAUAAGCAGCUGUACCAACUGUUUUACCUUUAGAGUAAGCUGGAGGUUAUUAGCUAGUUAGGUAUUGUAACCACUAGGGUGCACCACUGAGUCCCAAACCACAGACACAGCAAUACCCAACACAAUUUGAGGUUCAAAUUAAACAAUUUUUUUAUUCAACAAAACCCCUUCUUUUCCAGAACACCAGCAAAAUACACCAUUCACGGUUCUCUCCUUCCUCCUCUAAGAGUGUUGCCCGCUGCUUCUUGACUCUGACCUGACCUGAAGUGAGGUGGUGGGCUCCCUUUUAAAGUUGACCCGGGAACUGCUUCUGGUUUCCUGUCCAAUUCCUCCAAAGCACUUCUGGGCCUUUAGGAAACCAAGGUAGUCCUCCUCCCGGCCCCACCUUUUGGUGGUCCCCAAAGACCCCAACAGGGCUAAGUCUCCAGACUUCAACUCCCGUGCCACCCUGUGGGUGUCCUGAUUGGGUUUAGCUCUGAGGAACUCUGCCACCUGCUGUAUGGGGGACUAAAUUACGCCCCCCAAACAUUCCUUUACGAUCUGUUCUCUGGGUAUGAAUCCUUCCUUUAUGUCCAUCCCUCUGGGCAGUUACAGGUUAUAUACACUAAUCAAA
Messenger RNA from Erpetoichthys calabaricus (reedfish), 11181 nucleotides. It is a transcript of the gene adgrg6, whose product is annotated as adhesion G protein-coupled receptor G6. Gene Ontology annotation, cellular component: membrane. The transcript has 21 exons. The coding region runs from base 1163 to 6439 and encodes 1758 amino acids. Gene Ontology annotation, biological process: heart trabecula formation; myelination in peripheral nervous system; adenylate cyclase-activating G protein-coupled receptor signaling pathway. The record is from RefSeq and is a predicted model, not a curated record. Gene Ontology annotation, molecular function: G protein-coupled receptor activity; laminin binding. Lineage: Eukaryota; Metazoa; Chordata; Cladistia; Polypteriformes; Polypteridae.